Aspergillus ochraceoroseus IBT 24754 is the source of this 3287-nucleotide messenger RNA. RefSeq names its product mismatch repair ATPase MSH1. The transcript has a single exon. The record is from RefSeq and is a predicted model, not a curated record. Gene Ontology annotation, cellular component: nucleus. Gene Ontology annotation, biological process: mismatch repair. NCBI's taxonomy places the organism in Eukaryota, Fungi, Ascomycota, Eurotiomycetes, Eurotiales, Aspergillaceae. The coding region runs from base 438 to 3107 and encodes 889 amino acids. Gene Ontology annotation, molecular function: ATP-dependent DNA damage sensor activity; mismatched DNA binding; ATP binding.
CCCUCCUUUACCACGAAGCUCGCCUUUGAGGACCAUGUCCAUCAAUGGAGCUCAGAUACCUUACUUGAUUCAGUCGCAGGUCAGAUCUCUGGCCCGACUCGGGAUCGCUACUCCCCAUCGCUGCGAUGUGCACCGAACCAUUUGUCACCAUGCCCACCGGCCUCUCCGCGGCGCAGGCCUAACGCUAUUCCCAGAUGUUCAUCUCCUGCAGCGUCGCCAUGCCAAAACCCAGUCAACAGUGAAGCUAAAGGACCUGCCUCAAGGCGCGGUGAAAUUAGAGCCCUAUCGAGAUGUGGUAGAUGACGGACCGCGGUAUCCCACGGUUGUUCAGGGACAUCGCAAUAAUAUGCACAAGUUCAAGAACUGCGUUAUCUUGACGCGAGUCGGGGGCUUUUAUGAGGUACGGAUAGCCUUCUUGUCCAACGUCGACGCGGAGGAUGUUUUUCUGGAAGCGAAGGGUUCUAACUGCGCUCCAGCUCUACUUUGAGCAAGCGGAGGAGCUUGCCCCGUUGCUUAAUAUUAAGCUGGCUUCCAAGAAGACAAGUGCCGGUCCUGUCCCUAUGGCAGGAUUCCCAUUCUUUCAGCUAGAUCGGUUUUUGAAAAUUCUUGUCCAAGAUCUCAACAAAUACGUAGCCAUCAGUGAGGAGUUUGCGCACGGUGCGGAGGACAAAGCCCGGUCAGGGGGCCUUCUGUUCGACCGCAAGGUCGCGCGAAUCAUCACUCCAGGAACCCUAAUCGACGAGAAGUUCAUGGAUCCGUCCGAAAAUAACUUCUUAAUGGCCAUAUACAUAGAUUCCUCGAGGAUAGUGAAGUUGCCCGCCAGUAGUGAUGACUCGUCUUCCCACCAACACAUUCUCUCCUCUGCUUCCCAAAAUGUGGGCUUGUCUUGGUUAGAUCUUUCAACUGGGGACUUUUCCACCCAGUUUACUACUGCACAGAUGCUUCCGUCGGCCAUCGCCAGGAUUGGGGCUCGAGAAAUUCUCGUAGAUCAAAAUCUUCAAGAUUUGGUCGGCCAAGAGUUACAGCUGUUAAUCGGACAUGAUCAACGGCUUAUGACUUUCUUUCAAUUUCCCAAGCAUAUUGCGCCUAUGUCGCAAUGGACUUCUAUGCUAGAAGCUCCUCUUUCGUCCAAAGCGAUUGAAUCUUUUACGCAAGAGGAGGUGGCUGCGGGUUAUAGCCUGUUAGAGUACAUCCGAGUUCAGCUCCAGGGCCUCAAUAUGAAGCUUCAACCACCUCGUCGUCGACACUUAAAUGAAUCAAUGAAUAUCGACCGGAACAGUCUCAGGGGCCUAGAAAUACUCGAAACAGCACGCGAUGGUUUUGGAAAAGGCAGUCUACUUCAUGCUGUCCGACGGACUUCGACCAAGAGUGGAGCGCGACUGCUGAGAGAUCGCCUGACAUCACCGUCUACUUCUUUGCCAGUGAUCAACGAACGGUUGGACCUAGUAUCGGCCUUCAUCGAAGAUAGUGAUCUACGAAAUUGUUUGACACAACUGCUCAAACGCAGUUACGAUGCUCAACGUUUGGUUCAGAAAUUUACCCUGGGACGAGGAGACCCAGACGACUUGAUCUGUCUAUCCAGGGCAAUUGAGGCUUCGAAGGAGGUAAAGAGGGUGCUGUCAAGGAAAAAGCACGAAACUACGACGGAAAGAACCCGUCGAUCACUACAAACAAUGAUUAGUCGUCUCAAGCUCGACGGACCUCGUAUUCUCGCGGACAAGAUCCUGUCUGCAAUUGAUGAAGAAGGGCUACUCCAAAAGCAGCGCAUUGAGGACGAUACAGCUGCGGAAGCGGCUAUCCUAGCGCAAGAGGUUACCAUGAGUGAAGGCCUGCCAGGAGAUCUAGAGGGUCUUCCGAAAAAGAUCAGAUCUAAGAGUGCGGAUCAUCGCGCACCUGUAGAUGAAUCAUCCACCAUCGAUACCUGGAUCAUGAGACGCGAUGCGAGUCCUGCUCUAGAAGGACUUCACCAGACUUUGGAAAAGUUACAGGACGAGAAACUUGCUCUCACCCAGUGUUUACGUGAAUCAGUAGGUUCGUCUACUUUGACGCUCAAGUGGACCCCAGGAUUGGGCCACAUAUGCCAUGUCAAGGGCGCCAAAGUUAGCCAAAAAUCAUUAGAAGAGCUCGGCGUAACACGAAACGUCUCCUCUACUAAAACUACUAGGUCGUUUUAUUUACCAGCUUGGACCGAACUCGGCGGCCGCAUGGACCAAGUAAAGCUUCAGAUCCGCCAAGAAGAGCAAGCCAUCUUCGAAAAUCUGCGGCGCGAAGUUAUCUUGAACCUCGUCAAGAUCCGACGCAACGCCUCGGUUAUGGAUGAACUGGACGUGGCCUGCUCGUUCGCCACGCUCGCGCACGAGCAACAGCUUGUCCGACCCAUCCUCACACAAGGCACCAGUCAUAAGAUUGUCGGGGGGAGACAUCCUACUGUCAAGCUGGGGCUCGAGGAGCAAGGCCGGCAUUUUACCAGCAAUGACUGCUUCCUUGGCGAGGCUGAGCGCAUCUGGCUAAUUACGGGGCCCAACAUGGCGGGUAAAAGCACAUUUCUGCGCCAGAACGCAUUGAUCACCAUCCUCGCGCAGGUCGGAUCGUUUGUUCCCACGGAGUACGCAGAAAUCGGCAUCGUCGACCAAAUCUUCAGCCGCAUCGGAGCGGCAGAUGAUCUAUUCAGAGACCAGUCCACAUUCAUGGUGGAGAUGCUCGAGACAGCUGCAAUCCUGAAGCAAGCCACGCCGCGGUCCUUCGUGAUUAUGGACGAAGUCGGUCGUGGGACAACACCAGAGGACGGGACCGCCGUGAGCUUCGCCUGUCUGCAUCAUCUACAUUACCGCAACCAGUGUCGAACACUGUUUGCAACUCAUUUCCAUGCGCUUGCUGAUAUGACGGACGGUUUUCCUGCGCUGGGGCGAUACUGCACGGAUGUGAAAGAGACCACCUCUGGAUCAUUUUCCUUUGUUCACCGACUGCGAAAGGGUGUGAACCGCGAGUCGCAUGCUCUCAAGGUCGCCCAGUUAGCAGGACUGCCCCAGGAAACUCUCGAUCUGGCACGAAAUAUACGCAACAGCAUCCACAAGACACCUCUCCUCAGCGCAUCUACUGUAUCAUAAUUCAUUAAUUACUACCUAUGUACAAUAAAAACAACCUACCCACCUAUCCAAUACCAUACAUCCACCCACCUAAGUACAGGUCCCAGACAGGGCACUGGAUACUGGAUACUGAUCCCAAGAUCCUGGGGAUCGAGUACAUAAAUCCAAUCACUACCUCGUAGCAAGCAAGCAAGCACCCCC